Athalia rosae (coleseed sawfly) is the source of this 3277-nucleotide messenger RNA. It is a transcript of the gene TAF1B, whose product is annotated as TATA box-binding protein-associated factor RNA polymerase I subunit B. Lineage: Eukaryota; Metazoa; Arthropoda; Insecta; Hymenoptera; Athaliidae. The transcript is spliced from 10 exons. Gene Ontology annotation, molecular function: RNA polymerase I core promoter sequence-specific DNA binding. Gene Ontology annotation, biological process: nucleolar large rRNA transcription by RNA polymerase I; RNA polymerase I preinitiation complex assembly. Gene Ontology annotation, cellular component: RNA polymerase I core factor complex; RNA polymerase transcription factor SL1 complex. Bases 403 to 3228 code for a protein of 941 amino acids. The record is from RefSeq and is a predicted model, not a curated record.
GUAUGUCUAUAAUCAUAUUUUUGUGAUAUCGAAACGUUUUUCUCUGACUGGUUUGUCAUACUCAUUUUUUCUCUCAAUUUUAAAGCAGGCGCCAGCUGCCUUUCGCGCUACUCGAAAUUCACCUAUUUUACCCGACCACGAUCUGAACCGUAUAAGCUCCGCCCACUCUAUCGCACAGCGCGCGGUUGCCUUACAUUACAUAUUAGUUCCAUCUCGCGGUCGAUUUUUUCCCGAAAUCCUUGGCAUCACCUUGAUCCAAAGAAGUACACUUCUAUGUAGCUCUGAAUUCGUUGGUCUGAAGUCUGAAGUUGAAUCAAAGGUGGAAUGUAAAUUUCAAAUUGUUAUCUCAGAGCACGUGGUUAAAUUUGCUGAUCAAAUUUUAGGUUAAAAUAAACGUAAGAGAUGAAUAAUUGUGCGGUUUGCGGUGGUACGGAAUUUUACAAUGAAGCAGGUUUUUUUUUCUGCACCGAGUGUCAAACACAGAAUGAGGAAAAAAGAGAUGGAAUUUUAGACUUGCGGGUGGAUGGCAUUCGUGUAACAAAGCGGAAGCUACCCAACAAUAAUUUGGAAAAGGCCGAUCAAGAAACUCAGUGGACAACCUGGGAACAGUACAAUUUCAUUCUAAUUGGACUCACUAAUGAAUUAAUUGAACUUGGGGCAACCUCGGAUCUGAAACUCACGGUGCUUCAAUUGUGGGCUGCUUACUUACAAAAGGAAGAAGUGGCAUUUACUUCCACAGUCCAAAGAGAAAUCCCUAAAUUAGCUCGAAGUUUCCAUAAAAAAGAUGCAGACAUUAUAUAUGGUAAGCUUAAGGCACGUAGAAAAAAAUGCAGAAGAGCUAACAGCACAUCUUCGAUUGUAUCUAGUCUGACUAGUGGAGCUAGUUCGAACAGGGAGCUUAGUAGGCGUAAGAUGCUCAUGGUCCGAUCAGAAUAUGACAAAUUUGCAUUAUCUCAGGAAGCCUCAGGAAGUGAUGCCUUAAGUCUUGUGAACCAGAGUUUGCACUGCAUUAGAUCAAGUGGUCGAUCUGUUACUUUUGAGAGACUGAAGUACAGCAAACAUGCAAAAAUGGAGGAGAAGAAAGUUAAGCAAUUAUCCAAAAAGUUACCAGCCUCUAAGAGAAAGAGGUAUCAAAAAAAUCACGUAACAACAAAAUAUCGAACCGGUCCUCACGUCAUAACACCGAUAAAACUUUGGGCCAUCCUUUAUUUGGCUUUGAGAAUUCAUAAUCAAAAUAUACACCUCGCAGAUAUACUGAGGUAUGGUAGAGAAGGGCAUCUAUCUUACUAUAGAUUAGAUCAUUUAUUACCUGCAGAAAUGCAGUUAACCGACAAUGAUGUAAAAUUGCUUACACAAAACAACGAAAUAACACAUAAAGGGAUGAGAAGAACAUCAGCAGAACUUGCCAAAUAUUUAUCUGUCUAUGAAAUAUAUUGUCCUGACUUCAUAAUGCUGAUUGAACGCUACUGUAAAGAUCUGAAUUUGCCAAAAGGGAUUUUAUUGUACGCUCAAAGACUUAUCGCCCUUUCACCUCCAAAAAUGAUUUUCAAUAAGCUGGAACCAUUAAUUCCGAAUUACGAAGGCAGGGCUAUGGCUUACAUUGUAGUUGUGGUCAAGAUUCUUUUCAGCAUGGACGGAAUCACAGAGUACGAAAUGAGUAGAAUAGCUGAGAAAAUAAACAGUGAAGCAAUAGGUGACUUGAAUUUUAAGCUGUUUAGCUUCAGCGAGUGGCAACGAUAUAUCGAAUGCCGACGGAACGUUUUAACAUGCAAGCAUUUUCCUACUAAGUAUAAAAAUGACUCAGAUGCAUUGGGGAAUUCUGAGGUAUAUGUCAAAUUUAUACAAUCUGCUCUAUCGAAACGAGAAGAGAAAAUAGAGGCUAGAAGCAGCAAAAAUACGAUUCCUAUACUUCUGGCUGGGAUUAUGGAACAGUGUGCAAGCACGCUGGUAGAUAGUAAUCAGCACCCGGAACAUAUAGAAAUAUUUUCGCCAUCUCUGAGUCCACAACAGUCGUACUUGGAGCAACUUUUAGAAAAUCCUUUGUAUGAUCUACCUCACAUAUUAUGGACGAACUUUGGCGAGACUGAAGUUUACUAUUCAAUCGAACCAAAUGAAAUCGAGAAAUGUGCUGCCUCAUAUGGAAUUACACUUAAAUUUGUCAACUCUAGACUACAUUUCAUGGAAAAAUUAGUGCCCCAAUUCCAGAGAUCGAAAAUGCCUACCCUGACCGAAUGGAACACACCUGUCACAGUGAUGCGCUGCAAUGACGAGAACAAACUUUCUGCAGAUGGAGUCAAGGAUUUGUUUUUUGAUUCAGAGGAAGAAAACUUUCAGCGUUUCGAAUUGAUAACACCGAAUCAGUUAUACUAUGACAAUCUACAAGAUACGCUGGUUACAGCAAAUAAAAAAAAAGAUCAAGGUCCCAGAGAAAAAUCUAGUGUACAAAGCUUUGGGUUAAAGAAGUCUGAUGCAGAGACAUUCGACUUUGGUUUCCAGGAUGUUACAAGUGAGGGCAAGUUACAGAUCCCUGCCGAGAAUGACUCUGACAGUGAUAAUGAAUCUACAGUAAAAGAUCAUGAAAAUAAUAACACAAGUAAAACGCAGAAGAAUUUCCACGACAAGUAUAAUCUACAUCUUCCAGAUUGUUAUUCAACGGACGUCGAACCUUUCCAGGGAGAAAAUUUACACAAUCAAAUGUACCCUUCAACUGUAUCUGGUAAAAAGGGGAAAUUUAUUCGAGAUUCUAGAGGGAGAUUUGUUCGAGAAGACUCUUCUAAUGUGAGGGAAGAACCGAAAAUUUAUAAGUCUCCACGAAUAAUUAUGCCAUGGUCAAAGAAUAGUGAUUUGCCAAAUAGUGUUCAGAAGAAUAAAAUAAGCUACUCUCAAAGUUCAUCUUACCCAGACAAAGCUAGCGUCCUAAAAUGCAACGAUGAUACCGCAGAAAGAUUUUUCAUACCCAGCAAAGACUAUUGGAUGUACCAUUGUGUAUUUAGUCAUAUAAAACCCAAAAAUUUUGAAUUGUUCGAAUCAGAAUUGCCAGUAAGCUUUCAGUGGUUGUUGAGCGAGUGUGCAGACGCAGUUGAGAUGUCGACGGAAGACUUAUAUGAACAAGUUUGCCUCAUAGAAACAUAUUGUGCACAUGUCUUAAGUCCCAAUACUUUCUCAGAAUAUUUUCCGAACUCCAAAGAGAACCGAACGAAGAUUCAACAGACGAAAAAAAAGUGGUGAUGUAUGACAUUUGGAUUAAUGAAAAUCAAAUAAAAUUCAAUACAUCCUA